AUGUCCGAGAAACUCGAGAACAUCACUAGCAUUACUAGCGCUGGUGACAGGCACGAUGCCGCCGACCAUGAGGUGAAUCUUGAGGCUGUCAGGUCCCACCAAUAUGGGUUCGAGACUGUUGCUGAUGAUUUGACCCACGAGCAAAAGUUCUAUAUUGUUAAAAGAUUGAACUACGACAACCUUAACACCUUUGAAGACUUGCCUCCUUCUGUGGCCUUCAUUUUGGAGAAAAUUCAGCACUUGACUGUCGAGGAGUCCGAGGUAAUUUUGAAACAGUUCUUGAUUGAUCAUGAGGGUGAUGUCAAUGUUCCUAUGGAGGACUAUGAUUUCAUCAAACUUUUGGUCGACCAUGCAAGUCUGGUCUCAGAGAGUGGUGUCAAGCUGAAGGAGAAUUCCUCAGCUGAUGAGAAACACGAUGCUGUCGUGAGAGAACACUCCAUUACUUCCUUGGAGUCCGCUGAGCACGGAAGAAUUCAUGACUGGGGCUUGCAACUUCGUACUGAAGCUGCCCUUGUUGCCUACUGGUCUCCAUACCCUGAGGUCAGAGCCGUCACCGAACCAUUCGAUGACCCAGACACUCCAUGUGAAACCUUUAGGGUUUAUGUCAUUGGUAUUAUUUGGGUUGUUCUUGGUACCAUCAUUAACCAGUUUUUCGUCGAGAGACAGCCCAGUAUUUCCUUGGGUUCCACCGUCGUCCAACUUCUUGUCUAUCCAUCUGGAAAGCUCUUAGAAACAAUUUUGCCAGCCAAGACUUUCAAGAUUUGGAGAUGGAAUAUCAAUCUCAAUCCAGGUCCCUGGAGCCACAAGGAGCAGAUGCUUGCUACGCUUUGCUACAGUGUCAGUGGUGGUGCGGUUUACGCAACAUACUUUAUCAAUCUUCAGAAGUUGGAUCGUUUCUAUGCUAACCCUAGUUUCAAGAUUGGUGCGCAGUUCCUUAUGGUUCUUUCCUCCAACUUCUUGGGUUUCGGGUUCGCUGGUAUUUUCAGAAAGUAUGUGGUUUACCCCGUUUCAGCGAUCUUCCCAACCAUUCUUCCGUAUCUUGCCGUCAACCGUGCCUUGGUUCAGCCUGAAAAGAAGGAGACCAUCAAUGGCUGGAGGAUCUCUAGUUACAGCUUCUUUUUGAUUGUGUUCGGUGCUUCGUUCCUUUACUUCUGGGUCCCAGACUAUCUUUUCCAAGCACUUUCCACAUUUAACUGGAUUUCCUGGGCUGCUCCUAAUAACUUUAACGUUGCAGCAAUUACCGGAAUGCAAUCUGGCUUGGGCUUGAAUCCUAUCACAACGUUUGACUGGAAUAUCAUUAGUUUCAGUUCUCCUUUGAAAGUCCCAUUCUUCGCCCAGCUUAACAGCUACUUGGGCAUGUUCCUUGGCUUUUUCUUGAUCAUUGGCCUCUGGUGGUCUAACUACAAGUGGACAGGCUACUUACCUAUCAACUCCAACCUGAUUUUCACCAAUACCGGUGACUAUUAUGCUGUUACUGAAGUCUUGAACAGCGAGAAAAAGCUCGACAUUGCCAAGUAUGAGCAGGUCGGACCACCAUUCUAUUCUGCUGCCAAUAUGAUCGCGUAUGGUGCAUUUUUUGCACUCUACCCAUUGAAUUUUUUCUAUGUCCUUCUCACUGAAUGGAAGAGUAUCCUGUUUGCCACUGUGUCUUUGAUUAAGUCCUUCAGAUUUAAGAAGAGCAGCUCGACUUACGAGGGUUUUGAUGAUCCAUUUUCCACUUCCAUGAAAGCGUAUCCUGAGGUUCCAGAAUGGUGGUUUGGCAUUAUCUUCAUUAUCUCGAUUGUGUUUUCCAUCAUAACUGUUGAAGUAUACAAGUUAGAGACUCCAGUGUGGACCAUUUUCUUUGCAAUUGCCUUAAACUUUGUGUUUUUGUUGCCCUUCGUGAUUGUCUACGCCUCCACCGGUACUUCCAUGUCGAUUAAUGUUUUGCUUGAAAUGAUUAUUGGUUACGCACUCCCAGGAAAUGGUACCGCCUUGAACUAUGUUAAGACCUUGGGUACCAACAUCGACUCCCAAGCUGAAAACUAUAUCACCAACCAGAAGCAGGCUCACUACUGGAGAAUCGCUCCUCGUGCCCUUUUUAGAGUUCAGAUGGUUUCUGUGAUCGUCAACAGUUUGGUGUCUGUGGGUAUGAUUAAUGUGACCUUGAACACCAUCGAGGACUACUGCUCCCCACGUCAAAAACAGAAGUUCACAUGUCCCGGAUCGAACACGUUCUAUUCUGCUUCUGUUCUUUGGGGUGUCAUUGGACCAAAGCGGGUCUUUGGUGGUCUUUAUCCAAUCUUUCAAUGGACUUUCUUGAUCGGGUUCUUAUUAGCAUUCCCAUGUUGGGCCCUCAAGAGGUACUACGGUCACACCAGAUUUGGUAAGUACUUCCAUCCAAUUGUCUUCGCUUCCGGUAUGAUCAGUUACGCCCCAUAUAACCUUGCGUACUACACGCCGGGAUUGUAUGUGUCGACUGCGUUUAUGUUCUACCUCAGAAGAGCAAAGCUCGCUUGGUGGAAGAAGUACAACUACCUUCUUUCUGGUGGUUUGGAUGGUGGUAUUGCUUUUAGCAGUAUCAUUAUUUUCUUUGCUGUUCAAUACCACUCCAAGAACAUUUCUUGGUGGGGUAACAAUGUUAAUGACAACGUUUUGGACGCAAUGGCACCAGCUAGACUCAACGCCACUAUCGAUGCUCCAGACGGAUACUUUGGCCCUAGAAUCGGUCACUUCCCAUAA
This is a messenger RNA of Candidozyma pseudohaemuli, 2721 nucleotides long. RefSeq names its product OPT family small oligopeptide transporter. Gene Ontology annotation, molecular function: oligopeptide transmembrane transporter activity. Lineage: Eukaryota; Fungi; Ascomycota; Pichiomycetes; Serinales; Metschnikowiaceae. The transcript has a single exon. The coding region runs from base 1 to 2721 and encodes 906 amino acids. Gene Ontology annotation, biological process: transmembrane transport. The record is from RefSeq and is a predicted model, not a curated record.